This is a messenger RNA of Neolamprologus brichardi, 3862 nucleotides long. RefSeq lists its product as uncharacterized. Gene Ontology annotation, biological process: regulation of transcription by RNA polymerase II. Lineage: Eukaryota; Metazoa; Chordata; Actinopteri; Cichliformes; Cichlidae. Gene Ontology annotation, molecular function: RNA polymerase II cis-regulatory region sequence-specific DNA binding; DNA-binding transcription factor activity, RNA polymerase II-specific. The record is from RefSeq and is a predicted model, not a curated record. Gene Ontology annotation, cellular component: nucleus.
GUAUUAGGUGGUUGCCAUGGUAGCCGCUACGUUUGAUACCAAAGAUGACGAACAAAUAUAAAUAUUGCGAACGGAAAAUAUCUGUCUAUUAUUAACUGUAUAUUUAUGUAUUUAAUUUUCACUUGCUUCAAAAAUAUUGAGCGUUUUAAUAAAUCCAUGAUUACUUUGUUUUUUUUUUCUACUUUAAACCGACGUAGCAGUGACGUACCCGUUUCCUUCUUCGUCUCUUGAGCGAAAUGGCGGCUGAAUAUGUUAGGUUUAUGUACAUUAGCUAACGCAAAACCAAUUUAAGACGCAAUUUUGGUAUCUAGGCGCCAUAAUCGCGUUCCUUCUUUAGCUCUAGUCUAGCAAAUUUCUGGGUUGAAGGCUAAGUUCGGAAAGUCAAGCCUCGAAGGAGUUUCACUGUGCCGCACUGUAGGUAUUUGGAUAGAUAAGGAAAUAACCCGCCAUGUGUUAACAGUAGCCUCUCUGAAGUGGUUAUAUUUAAGAUAAAAUGACGCAUGCAAGUUAUAAUAGUGAUUACUCGUCUGUUCGACGUUAAUUUUGAACCGGGGUUUUAAUCUAUCACCAUGGCUUAUAGUAAAAAUGAAGUGGCUUACGAAUAGCUGUUUAUGAAUGGUGAUCAAAUGUAGUUAACCGUCUGGGUUAGGUUGUUACUGCUGUUUUUGUUCAGUUUUCUUUCCUUAAGGAAAUACGGGAGAGUGAACUACUUUUGUCUUACCAGGAGUGAAGCCACCACCACACACAAAUUUAUGAUACUAGGAUAUCUGCAAGUCGCUUUCAAAGAUGUCUGACAUUCUAACAAGAGGGUUCAAGGCCCAGCUGACCACAGCUAUGGAAUCUAUUUCGAGGAGAGCCGUGUUUGAGAUAAUGAAGAUUUUUGAAAACACAUUGUAUGACAAUCAAAUGGAGCUGGCACAGAAAGGACAAGAGGUCGCCCAACUUAAAAUAAAGCUACAGACAGCAGAGCUAAAGCUGAAAGAACUUGAGCAUGCAAGAGGAAGACAGGUAAAGACGAAUAAAGUCCAGACGAAUCCGUCGCAAACAGAGGUUGAAGUUGUCACAGAAACUCCAGGACAGUCUUCUGAGGUCCCUGAGAUUGAUUUUGAAGUACCCGAUGACUGGUGUUCUCCUCUGGGCUACGAGACUGUGACCAAACCAGAUGAAGUUGUGUGUCCCAGUGUACGACUACGGCCGCUGUCCAUACCUCUGUGUCAUAUUACAAUCCCCAAGGAUGAGGCAGUUCGCUGUGACAUUGACUUGAACCAGAGAAGAAAGGGUGCCAGGAGAUCCAGUAGAAUUUCAAAUUUAAAAGAGAGCAAAAAUACAGGACUGAAUAUGGGAAAAGAUGUCUCUUCUCAUUCUGACCCAGUAGAAGGAGUCAGCCAGAGCCUUGGUAAACUGAAGGAGGAGGUCAAAGGUCAGGAUGGAGCUUCAGUAAAGCACGAGCGUGCUGGGUCACGGCCUGGCCUGGGGUCUUUCACAGCCCAAGCGCCAGAGAGAAGCCUCGCAGCUGGGGACGAGAUGCAGAUUGAUGCCCUGACUGCUACACAAGCUAAGACAAAAUUAUCUCACUGGGAUCAGAGCAGUCGUGGUGCAGACCACAGACCCCUUCAGGAUCAAGCCUCUGCCCCAUUUCUCUCCAUCUCCCAGAGUGGACGCUGCUCCCCAAGACCUGACCCUAGCCUGGCUCAACCAGGUGAGUGGUUACCUGGGUUGGACACCACCCGAGGUGGGGUGUCCAGUCUGGAGAACCUGCAGGCAGACAGAACCAGCUGCACUGGUGCAGCUAGCAGCAGCUCUGGCACAGAUGCACCCUGCUUCAGGCCUGGUUUUGGCUCAGAUGAGACCAGUAACGAAGACGAUGACAACUCUUUCCCAUUUCUGGACCAGGAGCCUGAGAACCAGAACUCCAACCAGAAUGCAGAGAGGGGUGCCCAGCAGGAUCAAUCCCAAGCCCCACCUGGUGAGUCACUAUGGAGACCAAGAGACGAGAGGGGUGGGAGAGCCUCCGUGAAUAACACCCGGCGAGUCACAAAUUUUGGAAACAGAGACCCUCUCCGACCCCAGUCUAAUACACAGCUGCUCACUUUACGACACACAAACGCUCUUAGCCACAAUCCAGCUUCAAGUGGAGGGAACGGCCGACCUUACACCUGCCCAUACUGCACAAAGUGUUUUACGUACCCCUCCCACCAGCGCAGACACCUUUUACGCCACACAGGAGUCAGACUGCAUCCCUGUCAGUUUUGUGAAAAGAGCUUCCUCACUCCCUCUGAGCUCACUGUGCACACUCGCACACAUACAGGGGAGCGGCCUUUUGGCUGUGCUCAGUGUGGUAAACGUUUCGCCCGCAGCGGGAACCUGAGAGCGCACCAACGGGACGUUCACAUGGGGAAGAGGCCCUUUGCCUGCACAGAGUGCGGAAAGAGAUUUGCCCACAGGGGAAACCUUAGGGUGCACAAUCACAGAGUCCACCAAGGAGAUCCCUACUAUAUGGAUAACCAGCAGGAGCCUGACAUAGUCCCAAAUCCCAUUUAAAAAGAUUUUUUAAAUUAAAAAAAUGGAUCUGCACUUUGAAUUUCAUUUGCACAAUAAAUCCUAAAAACUUCUUUGAAGGUUGCCUGUAUUAGUGAGCACUUAAAAUAGUUUAAAAUACUUCAGAUUUUUCUUUUAUUUGUUUCUGUUUUGAGACAAGUGUUAAAUUAAUUAUCCAAAGUUCAAGCUGCAUUUAUUGACCCACAGAAUCAAAGUUAGUUUCUAAAUGUUUUUUUCAGUUUUGACUUAUAAUUUUGGGUCCCGCAAAAAGAAAGAGCUUCUUAUUUUGCUGUAUUGUAAAUGAGUAGAUGUGAUUUUCCAAGAAUAAGAAACAUUGGCUGCUGAUGUGAAAAAUGUAAUAAUAAUGAUUCUCCAGGCUGACUUUAUCUUCCAGUGAUGUUCUUCCCUGAAUGUGGACAGUUGGCAAAUGAGUCCAAGCACCUUUUCAUUAUUUAAUGUGACAAAACUCCAAAAUAAUAAUAAUAAUAAUAUUUUUUGUAAAGCGAAUAAAGAAAGACUAGUUGGUAUUAGCUUAGGACAUGUGGCAUGCAGAGGUAGGAUAGCACAUCUGUUUCUUCACAUUUAUCCUGUACUGCCUAUCUCCUCAAACCAUUAAGUUGAAUGUAUUGUGAAAAAAAUGGAAAUGUGUUCCUUCAACAAGUCCAUAAUCAUGAUGUUAAAAAACUGUACUUUCCUUUCAUCCUGUUUUUGCAAAGUGAAAUUAAACACCAUAGUCAUGCAUUAACUCCUUAUAUUUCUCCUAAGCCUGAAAAAUCACUUCACUUCAGAGUUUGGUUUUAGUUUCGCUGCACAAGUCUUUGUCAGACACUAGGGGGCAGUGCCAACACACAAAAGAGUUUUAGAAACAGCUUUGGACAGCUUUGGACAUUUUGGUAGUGUUGCCCUAUAUUUCAGAUCUUUUUCCAUGAUGCACGCACUUGUGUCAUCGUGCCAUCUAUCAAGCUGUGCUUGUUAGGCAAAAUCUAAAUGAGAGUACCUCGGUUACUGGGUUUAGGUGCUCAAGACCCAAUUUCUCUUGAGCCGUUUGGCUUUAAAAGUGUGCAAAAACAGCAGUUUAAUUAUUGUCAGAGGGGCCAUUCUAUUUUUACUCCAGUCCAUAUCUUCAAAAGAUGUGCUGAAAGAUUUUGAGCCUUUCAUAAAACUAUAUUUGCAUAUGCUUUUAUGAACAACACCAUAAUAAGUCCCCGUGUGUGUUUUCUUCUCUCCAUAUAGUUCCUGAAAAAGUUACUUCCUAAUUGUGGAAGUGAGUGGAUACAGAACCCAGAUGUCUCAUUCUAUGUAAAAUGUUAAAAAGUAUUUUUCA